Molecule: messenger RNA, 826 nt
Organism: Eucalyptus grandis
Lineage: Eukaryota; Viridiplantae; Streptophyta; Magnoliopsida; Myrtales; Myrtaceae
Product: germin-like protein subfamily 1 member 13
Exons: 1
Coding region: 45-713 (222 amino acids)
Cellular component (GO): cell wall
Molecular function (GO): manganese ion binding
Source: RefSeq, a predicted model, not a curated record
ACAGAAUUUCCUAGACAGGCUAAACCAAGCUCAGAAAUUUUUCCAUGAUGAAGUUCCUUCUGACAUUUGUCCUCUUGGCUUUGGCAUCAUGCCAUGCCUUUGCCUCCGACCCGAGUCCUCUUCAGGACUUCUGUGUGGCUGUCAACGACCCCAACUCUGCGGUGUUUGUGAAUGGGAAGUUCUGCAAGGACCCAAAGCUCGUCAUCGCAGAUGAUUUCUCCUUCACAAAGUUCAGAUACCCCGGGAGCACAUCGAAUCCGCUUGCAUCCAAAGUCACGACUGCUUUCGUCGACCAAUUCCCAGGACUCAACACACUGGGCAUCGCCACGGCUCGCCUUGAUUUUGCUCCCUACGGUCUGAACCCUCCCCACAUUCAUCCUCGUGGCACGGAGAUGCUAUUGGUCGUGGAGGGUACACUCCACGUCGGUUUCGUUACAUCCAACCAAUUAAACAACACCCUCUUUACCAAAGUCCUGACCAAAGGAGAUGUUUUCGUGUUUCCGCAAGGCCUCAUUCACUUCCAGCUGAAUAUUGGACAAACAAAUGCACUGGCUUUUGCUUUCUUGAGCAGCCAGAACCCGGGACUCAUAACAAUCGCGAAUACAGUCUUUGGAUCCAAGCCAAUCAAUGUCGAUGUCCUCACAAAGGCUUUCCAAGUGGACAACAAACUGAUCAACUAUCUCCAGGCACAGAACUGGUUUGAAAACCAUUAGGAAGAUGUUGUCAGGAACUAUUGUUUUUGUUCAUUACAUUACGAAGAAUAAUUCUUCAGAAUAUCAUACUGAAUUCUGGAUACUAAUACAAUUGCUUGUUAUUUGAUAUUUGA